GAAAUAUUUUAAAAUAAACUAGCUUCAAUUUUUUAUUUUACAAGUCCAAAAAAGCAAAGAUGCAAGCUGUGAAGGAUAAACUACAUGACAUGAGCGCCAUGCGCAAGGCCAAGGCCGAGGCAAAGGCCGAAGAGAAGGCAGAGAAGGAGCUGGCAAAGGCAAGAGUGGAGGUGGCUCAUGAGGUAAGAUUGGCAAGAGAAGCUGAAGCCGCAAUGGAUCUUCAUGUGGCCAAAGCUGGAGAAAAGGCUGAGAGAGAAAUGGCAAAGUAUGCUCAUACUCACCCCACUGCCUUUGUGGCUCCCGGCGGCACCACCAACUUGGCCGCCGCUCCCGUCGAUGUCACCAUGGUCGGGCCACCCGGCACCGUCGACAUGACCGGAACCGUUCCCGUUAAGAAGAUGCUAUAAAUUGAUCAUAUGCUUGUUUUGUUUUGUUUCUGUCUUUCGCAACUUCUACCGUAUCUUCAAAUGCUGUGUAGUAGAAUGUAAGAAUUUGUAUGGUUUCGUUUUUAAUAUUAUUGAUGGAUCGUUGAGGUUU
This is a messenger RNA of Momordica charantia (bitter melon), 537 nucleotides long. The record is from RefSeq and is a predicted model, not a curated record. Lineage: Eukaryota; Viridiplantae; Streptophyta; Magnoliopsida; Cucurbitales; Cucurbitaceae.